Trichoderma aggressivum f. europaeum is the source of this 924-nucleotide messenger RNA. RefSeq lists its product as uncharacterized. The coding region runs from base 1 to 924 and encodes 307 amino acids. The record is from RefSeq and is a predicted model, not a curated record. NCBI's taxonomy places the organism in Eukaryota, Fungi, Ascomycota, Sordariomycetes, Hypocreales, Hypocreaceae. The transcript has a single exon.
AUGAGCUCGUCUAGAGAUGAACGAGCCAAGGCGGCCAAGCUGUUUCUCAACAAAAAGGUGCCUUCCAUAUUAAAGUCGAAUGCAAGAGCGAGAAAGGGCAUUGAAAGCGUUCAAUUGAUAAUAGAUCCACCUCGAAUAAUUCCAAGGGAGGCCAUUGCACCAGCAGCAGCAACUACAAACUCAGAGUCUACCAAGCAAACAGACGAUAAUGACUCAGCUCCAAUAUCUCAGAAAUCUCUCAAUUACAUACGAAUCUGGCCCGUCGAUACGCUAGAAGCUGCUUCAAGACUGUCUAAAUCUGGUCCAUCCCGAAUUGCCGUCCUCAACAUGGCUUCUCCCCUUCGUCCCGGCGGCGGUGUCCUAACCGGGGCCACAUCACAAGAAGAAUGGCUAUGCGCGAGAACUACUCUAUAUCCAUCUCUCCACGAAGAUUUCUACCGUCUCCCUGAAAUAGGCGCCAUCUACACACCCGAUGUCCUCGUCUGCAAGACGUGGGACGCAGAACCAUCUGAUCUCAAACCAGCAGAUCAGUUCUUCAUCGAUGUCAUCACAGCAGCCAUGCUACGUCUGCCAGAGGUUGAGACGAAUCAGCAAGGAGAGCUUACGUAUUCAGAACAAAAAGACAGAGAUAUGGUUUUGGCCAAUAUGCGUUGUGUAAUGCGUAUCUUGCGAUCUCGUCACAUCGAACGCGUCGUCCUAGGGGCUUGGGGCUGUGGCGCAUAUGGAAACCCAGUCGACGAGAUUGCUCGGUCGUGGAGGAGGGUGUUGCUGGGGCCGCGGGCCAAGAGAUCGGAGCGAGUGGAAGUUUAUGAUGAUAUGGAGGUAGUUUUUGCUAUCAAGGAUCACAACAUGGCUCGUAGGUUUACAACUGCCUUUGGGACUGGGGCCAUGUGGGAGGAGAUCGGGGAUGAUGGCGUCGAUUAG